AAUAAUAAAUUAAAUUAUAAAAAAAUAAGCUUUUUUAAAAUUGUUAAGAAAGUUUUAUUAAUUAGUUUUAAAUUAAAACUUUUAAAUACAAUACAAUACUAUUUAGUUUUUUAUAUUUUAUUUUUUAAAUUAGUAUUUAAAAAUCUAUAUAUUAAGAAUCAUAUUAUUAUUAAAUUUAAUAAAUUAAAAUACGAGGUUAAAUAUAUUAUUAACUACCGAGUUUAA
Molecule: messenger RNA, 225 nt
Organism: Colletotrichum orchidophilum
Lineage: Eukaryota; Fungi; Ascomycota; Sordariomycetes; Glomerellales; Glomerellaceae
Exons: 1
Source: RefSeq, a predicted model, not a curated record